Molecule: messenger RNA, 737 nt
Organism: Drosophila eugracilis
Lineage: Eukaryota; Metazoa; Arthropoda; Insecta; Diptera; Drosophilidae
Product: serine protease grass-like
Exons: 2
Coding region: 101-529 (142 amino acids)
Biological process (GO): proteolysis
Molecular function (GO): serine-type endopeptidase activity
Source: RefSeq, a predicted model, not a curated record
CCAUCCUAGGAAUGGUUUUAUUAUUAAUGUCGACCGGGAAAUUCCUCACGAAGAAUACGGUAGAGAACGAGAUGGAAAGAAUGAUAUAGGCCUGCUUAGGAUGGCCAGACAGGUGGAGUACACAGAUUUUAUUAGGCCAAUCUGCAUCCUCUUCCGUCAGCAAUUGGAGACACCUCUAUCAUAUAAUGUCACCGGCUGGGGCAGAAACGAACACAAUCAAUGGAGUAGGACCUUGCAAGGGACCACCGUGUACAACACCGAUCGUUCUUUUUGCAUUAAUGAAUUUACUGUGAAUGUUGAUCAAUCGCAGAUAUGUGCCUAUAGCUAUACCAGUGAUACAUGCGGUGGGGAUUCUGGGGGUCCUUUGAGCGCUGAGGUCAGCUAUCGUGGAAUCACAUUGCCCGUCCAGUUUGGAAUUCUUAAUUAUGGAUCACGCCUUUGUAGAAAAGUAGGGAUUAAUGUUUACGCGAAUGUGAUGCACUAUACCGACUGGCUAGAGAGGACUCUGAUGCGGAAUUCAGAUAAUUAAGAGAUGGAUGUAAUGAGUAUAAUUAGGAUAAUAAAACAUCUGUCCAGCAUUGCUAGACGGGGCAAUAAAUUACUUUAAAACAUUUAAUUAACAGAUUUGUUUUAUUCAUAGACAUUAUUCUCCAAUCAUCAAGUUACAUGUGUUUUUUAGGCUCAACCCACAAAUAAAAACAGCGCCUGCGCCUUCGGAAAAGUGGGCGGCGCAAAUU